ACGCCGGGAACCUCCCCCCCAACACAGCCCCCACCCCCGACCCCCCACCGUCCGGAACCCCUCCCCCCGCCUCCCGGGGACCUGGGAACCCCCUCCCCAUCUCUAGAGGACCUGGGAGCCCCCCCCCGCUAAACGGAACCUGGGACCCCCCCCACCCACCUGCUAUAGGGGACCUGGGACUCCUCCCCCCCCCCCAUAAGGGACUCGCGACCCUCCCCGCACCCCCUCUUAGGACCUCGGGAUCCCCCCCCUCGCCUAUAGGGACGCCCCCGGCCGUCUAUAGGGGACCUGGGACCCCCCCGCCAGGGCACCGAGCAUCCGGGACCCCCCCUCCCCCUACAGGGGACUCGAGACCCACCCUCACUCCCGAUAGGGGGCCUGAGACCCCCACCCUCACCUAUAGGGGACCCCCCCACACUCCCCAUAGUGGACCUGCGCCCCCCCUACUCCUUUUAGGGGACCCAGACCCCCCCAUCCUCAUUGUCCCACUGUGGGGGGGGGUCCCGAAGCUGCUCAAGGGAGAGGCAGGGAGAGGGAGGGGCGGGGGGUGACCCCUCCCAGCUCGUGCCGGGCGCGACCCUCCCCCUUCACCCUCGUGCAGCCCACGUGGUCCUCGUGUGACACGUGCGAGACCCUCGUGUGACCCCCACCCCGUGCCCCCCCACGACUCCCCCCACUCUCGUGCACCCCCAUACCCCCUCCCCGCAAGAGCGUUGUGCCCCCCCACCCGCGACACCCAUAGACCUCCCUCACCACCCCUCCCCGUUUGUCUGUCCCCACUCCCCCUGACCCCCGCGACCCCCUCCCCACUUCGUGCGCCCCCCCCGAGCCAUGGCAGCUUUGGCCAGUUCCUUGAUCCGACAGCAGCGAAGGGGAGGAGGAGGGGGUGGGGGUCGCGAUUUGCCCCCCCCCCGCCCCUCAGGCCCCUCUCGGGGCCCCCCCGGUGCCCCCCGGCCCCCCUCCCUCUGCCAGCAGCAGCUCCGAGGGCUGGUGGCGAAGGUUCGAGGCUGUGGCAGGAGGAGAAGACCUCGCGAGAAGCCCCCCGAGCCGCAGCUGCGGGGGGCUGUGGCUCGGCUGCGCUGCGGCCAUGGCCACUUCCUGCAGAUGGGAGCUGACGGCCGAUUGGAUGGCACCUGGGAGGAGGCGGGGCCUGGCACUCUCUUCAACCUGAUCCCCGUGGGGCUCCGAGUCGUUGCCAUUCAGGGUGCCCGAGCCGGGCGCUACGUGGCCAUGAACGGGGCGGGGCUGGUCUACACCUCUGUGCACUUCACGGCCGAGUGCCGGUUCAAGGAGUGCGUGUUCGAGAACUACCACGUGCUGUACGCCUCGGCGCUGUACCGGCAGCGCCGCUCGGGCCGCGCCUGGUACCUGGGGCUGGACCGGCACGGGCGGACCAUGGCCGGGCACAGAGUGCGCAAGGACAAAGCCGCAGCUCACUUCCUGCCGCAGCUGCUGGAGGUGGCCCUGUACCGGGAGCCUUCGCUGCACGAGGUGGAGGAGCCCCCCGGAGCCCCCCCCGAGGACACGUAGCCGACCUUUGACCUCUGACCUGUUGACCUCUGACCUGUGACCCCAACCCAACACACACCUCCCCCCCCCUCCGGCCCCUCCUGCACUGAAGCCCACCCGGGGGGGGGAAGUUCCCCAAAACCCCUAACCCCCCUUUCCCCCCCCCCCAAAGACCCCCCCCAAGGUGCGCGUGGGGGCUCGAGCCCCCCCCAUGUGCAGCAUAGGCCCCGCCCCUUCAUCUGCCCACGCCCCCUCGUUUGCAUAGCCACACCUUCACGUGACAGCCAAUCACAUACUGACCACGCCCCCCAUUCACCAUUCCCUGGUGUUAACCACGCCCCCCCGUGCUGGCCACGCCUUGUAUUACCGACCACGCCUCUCACCCGUUGGCCACGCCCAUUAUUAGUGGACCCUUCCCCCCUCCCCUUUUCUCUCCCACUCCCACUUUUCUCAUUGGCCACAGCCCAAGGGAUAGCCACGCCCCUCCAGAGAUUGGCCCCACCCCUUACUGACUGCCCCGCCCUCCUCGUCUGACCACGCCCCCAUGGCCGUCCCCACCUCUCACUUGGCGACCCCGCCCCUUUUCUAUGACCCUGACACUGUGCAGGCCCCACCCCCAAUAGCAAUAAGGCCCCGCCCCCAUCCUGGGCCACGCCCCCAGCAUGAUUGGUAUUCUGGCCCCGCCCACCGCGGGCUGGGACACGCCCCCUGCCCCUUCCCCCAAUAAACACCAGUUUGUACCAGCGCCA
Messenger RNA from Pogoniulus pusillus (Red-fronted tinkerbird), 2258 nucleotides. Its product is annotated as fibroblast growth factor 11-like. Gene Ontology annotation, cellular component: cytoplasm; nucleus. Gene Ontology annotation, molecular function: sodium channel regulator activity; growth factor activity. The record is from RefSeq and is a predicted model, not a curated record. Lineage: Eukaryota; Metazoa; Chordata; Aves; Piciformes; Lybiidae. The transcript has 5 exons. Bases 832 to 1530 code for a protein of 232 amino acids. Gene Ontology annotation, biological process: regulation of voltage-gated sodium channel activity.